This is a messenger RNA of Sorghum bicolor (sorghum), 761 nucleotides long. RefSeq names its product proline-rich proteoglycan 2-like. Lineage: Eukaryota; Viridiplantae; Streptophyta; Magnoliopsida; Poales; Poaceae. Bases 45 to 509 code for a protein of 154 amino acids. The transcript has 2 exons. The record is from RefSeq and is a predicted model, not a curated record.
UCCAGGCCCAGGUACAAGCUGCCACUGCAAAGGUCUUGGAGGAGAUGGUUGGCUACUUUGGGGCGAUUCAGAUACCAGGUGCGGUAAUACCUCCCAUCCCUCCCUCGUUACUACAGCAACUAGAGGCAGCGCAGGCAGGUGGUGGGCCAGUGAUGUAUUUCGGGACCCCGCCACAGUCAGCGGGUUCGAACCCGACUCCACCAGAGGGGCCUUCUCCACAGGGGCCUUCUCCACAGGGAGGGUUGCACGGUGCCCCUCCUCCACAGUACGUGUACCCUGGCGCUGCUCCGCAGUACACGUGGCCCACUCGGUGCCCUCCGCAGUUCACUUGGCCAGGGUACUCGACUCGCCCUCCUCCACAGGCCGGGGUCUACGGUGGCCCUCUUCCGCAGGCCGGGUGGCCGCCUCUCCCUCGUCCGCCACCGGGUGGCUCUACUCAGCCGCAGCAGGGUGACCCUGUGUGGGACCAGUGGGCGGAUUCACACUCUGCUCACCAGGGGGAGCCGUAGGUACCUCGCACGUCCCUUUACUUGUUUAUGUGUUGGACUUAGUUGAUGGAUUGUGAUGGACUAUGUGUUUAUGGAUUGUGAUGGACUAUGUGAUGGACUAUGUGUUGGACGUGGUGUUCGUCGAGGAUGGACGAUGUGUUUAUGUGAUUGUGAUGGAUGAUAUGUGGUUGUGGACAUGUCGAUGGUUGUAUUGCGAUAUAUGUGAUAUAUGUGCUAUAUUGUGAUAUAUUGUGAUAUAUGUGAUGAGUAAUU